Molecule: messenger RNA, 747 nt
Organism: Drosophila suzukii
Lineage: Eukaryota; Metazoa; Arthropoda; Insecta; Diptera; Drosophilidae
Source: RefSeq, a predicted model, not a curated record
UUCCACUUUUGUAGCUAAUUCAUCGACGCUUAUUUAACGAAGAUCCAUUUUUGGGAGAAAUUUGUUUUGCUAUCGCCAAUUGUUCUUUUGCUUUGCGCUCAGUAUUAAGCCAUUUUCAUUGAAUCCCGCUAAAUGUCGUAUUUACUCACGGAAAUAGCAGUGGAGAUGCUGGGCUACAAGUUCUACGACACCAACGGUACCUUCCAUCUUACAAACUUUCAAAACAACUCGACGCAUUGCGAACCGCAUACCGACGAACCCUCGCUGACGGAUUUUAUCGAGCAGAUUGAAUUAUUGCACGAAAAGCCGAAUGUGCAAGUAGAGCGGAAACCGGAGGAGGCUGAUCUGGGCGCCAACCAUGUCCCAGAUUCCCGUAAUCCACGACGCACGCCGGCCAAGGCUCUGGCCAAAAUAAUGGACUACGAAAGCGAGAAGAUUAUUAACCAAAUCAGCACACGUCUGGAACGGUCGGUAAGUCGGCGGACGGCUGCUGACAGUGAUGUCCUGCUGGGCGAGAUUACAGACGAGGAGAAUAACCUAAUCAGGGCCGACGCCAACGUAAUGCGCAAGUUCCGCGAAUUCCUGCAGGCGCGCUUGCAACGGCUGGACAAACGGCCCUACGAAAAGUAUGUGCGGAACUUCGGCCCGGAGUAGGAUGGCUGCCAUGCAAUAAGAGAAUAAGUAACAUAAAGAACUAGUCCAAAAAUGGUUUAUAAACAUUAAUAAAUAAGUUGGCUGAAUGCGGUA